AUGCCAUCCACACAUUCUUAUGUAGCGGGUCCAGCCUUGCCCCCUCUAUGUGAGAUCAUCGACCUCGAGCCAGAAAAAGAGCCAUGGUGUGCCGGCUACGCCCCCUCUCAGGGCCGUCGCUGCCACACCAGGACAAACGCGCACGGACGCCGUUCAGCAAUGGUGCUUCUUCAUGAGGGCACCAAAGAUCUUCGGGCUGGUCGCUGCAUCGAUGAAUUGCUAAAAGACCUGGCCCCUCAUGUUCUAUGCACACGAUUCCAUCAAAGUCAAGCUUCAGACUUGGUGUGUCGCUGGCAAAGAAAAGUUCGCACAUUACUCGAUACGCAAGCCGCCUCGAUAAUAACAGAGCGUCAGACCAGUCGGUCAUCCAGAGAUCCCUGUCCGGGAAUUUCUCAGGACAAUGUGGAGGAGCGUACCACUCUUCUUUACCGAAGACCCCGUGACACCAUGGAGGAAAUUAGGCUUAUUCAGGCGAGCCUAGACGAGCCAACAAUUGACACUAGCCUCAUGAGCGAUCCCGAUGCUAGGCGCACAAGUGGGGAGAUUGGUUUAAGCAGUAUCCGCAUCUCAGCUACUAGGGAUAGGUAUCCUGGAAUCAUCAGUCAAGACUCCGUAACCAGUCAGUCGACGGAGUCAGUGAAUCAAUCAGCAACCACGCCAACUCGGCUAGCACAGGCCCAUGUUGAUCGUCGGGAACACCUGUCACCCGGUCCAGGUGCAACUCCAACGCUUGUAUCAAGCAUGGCUCGCAUCGCCGACGAAACAAUAAAUCAUUCUGCUCCUAAUGCAGCUCGCCAGGUCCCUGUGCUGGUUAAUCAGUCUGUUGCUGUCAUCCGUCGCGAGGUGGAAGGAGAGUGUGGGAUUUGCUUGUGUGAUCUGAAGACUCCACAACGGGAAGAAGAGGAGAGACAAGGGGAGGUGGAGGGCGACGAUGAUGAUCAACACGAUGGGCUUAUUGAAACAGCAGGUGGAUCGGAAGAGCUGGUUUGGUGCCGGGCACGAUGUGGAAUCAAUUUCCACAAACAAUGCAUCGACCAGUGGCUGGAAACAGCUCAUGCUGCCACAUGCCCAGCAUGCAGGAGCAACUGGAGACAUUGA
Molecule: messenger RNA, 1098 nt
Organism: Penicillium maclennaniae
Lineage: Eukaryota; Fungi; Ascomycota; Eurotiomycetes; Eurotiales; Aspergillaceae
Exons: 1
Coding region: 1-1098 (365 amino acids)
Molecular function (GO): ubiquitin protein ligase activity
Source: RefSeq, a predicted model, not a curated record